UCAAAGAACAAAAAGAAAGAGCACAGCAACAACAAGAAAGAACACUCCAAGAACUCAAAGAACAACAAGAAAGAGCACAGCAACAACAAGAAGGAACACUCCAAGAACUCAAAGAACAGCUAGAAGAUCGCUUCACGGGAUUACAGCAACAGCUACAAGUAGUACAAGAUGGAAGUGAGUCAGUACGAAGAGAAAUGACUGAUGUGACCACGAAGUUAGGACAACGCCUGAUAGAAGUGGAGAAAGAACACACAAAUCUUCAACAAGAGAUGGAGGUGGUACAGGAGACGACACACAAAGAAAUAUAGAAGUGCAGGGAAAUGUGAACCGUACUGAACAGGCAGUUUGUGACGUAAGUGACAGAGUGAAGGCCCUUGAAGACUGCUUGGCUGGAAACGGACAGCCAGUGCCUGCAGGGGCUAGUUGUAUCCAAAAUGCUUCUCCUACGCAAGUCCGGGGUAGUUUGAGCCCUGUUUCGCCUGAGUUUAUCCCCGCAAGAAGUUUCGCCAGCCCCAUGAGUCUGCUGGGUUCGCCUGUUAGAAAGAAGCCUCAGGAGUUUGAUGGCAAGGUCUCCUGGGAGGCUUACCGCGCUCAGUUUGAGCUGUUGGCAGCGCGGAACGGAUGGGAUGACCAAGAGUGCGCGGUACAGCUGGCCACUAGCCUGAAAGGGGCGGCGCUGGAGGUCCUUGCUCAGCUCGACAAUGCGACAAAGGGCAGCUACAGCGGGCUGGCACAGGUGCUGGAGCAACGAUAUGGGACCAAGCACCAGAACGAGCUCUUCAGGGUUAGGUUCAGAACCCGCAACAGGAGGCGCGGCGAGUCUCUUCAGGAACUCGCUCAGGACCUUGAGAGCAUGGCACACAAGGCAUACCCAGGUGCCACCCCUGACCUGCUGACGGUUUUGCUGCGUGAUCAAUUCAUCGAUGCCCUGGACAGCCCUCAGCUGAAGAUACAAAUGAACCAAGCUAAGCCAACAUCAAUGCAGGAAGCUCUGGCACGUGCCAUGGAGUUUGAGUCCUUUGUUAGGUCUAGCUUGUCAAGCUUCAGGGACGACUCGACUUCUGUCAAGAUCAAAACGCUAAGUAUCCAUAUCAUCAACAUUUUCUUUCUCUUUUUGUUAUAUAUUGCAAUACUUUAAGUUAUCAAUUAAUCAGUCAGUCAGUCGUGUUUAUAUUUUAGGCUCAUAUCCCCCACUUCCCCCCAGGUGAAUGUGAAUGCAAGAAAUUACAGGUGGUCUGAGUCCCGCAGCAAAGUGUGUCAGAUGUGUGACAGGGGUGUGGAUGAAACUGUCGUGCAUGUGAUACUGGUGUGUGGGAGGUACCGGAGAGAAAGGACGGAGAUGAUGAGGGUGGCACUGAGUGAGAUGGGCUGGGAUGUGAAUGGGAGGAUUGCAAGGACAGAGAGGGAAUGGAUGCUGCUGCUGCUGGGACUGAGUGAUGAAGCAAAUGAUAGAAUUAUAGAAGCCAUGAAGAGUUUUCUGGAAAAGAUGUGGUGUGCAAGAAAUAGGGAAUUGGAAGAUUUGUAAUGGAUAUAUACUGCUUGUGUUGUUUUAUUUUUACAGGGUGUGCCGAUACGAAGGCCUGACUCUACAACGGGUCACCUGUCCAGCAAGAGCAAGAGCAAGAGGGCGGGAAGCAAAAACCACAACAAACUCGAGUGGCUGACGUUCUCUGCUUUCCCUACCUGUUUAACUUAUUACAAGGACGUCUAAGUUUGUGAAAUACGACGAUGGAGGGAUUAAAGGACAGGGAUGUGUUUCUUCACCUGUGGCAGAAAAGAAACCUGGAGAGUGAGAAAUACGAGAGAGCAGGAAAGGCAGAGACAAUAAGGUUCAAUCUGGCGCAGCUCAGUUUCGUUAAGAAUUCAUUCAGUGAGAUCAAUGACGUCUCUGUGGCUGGCAAGACUCAGGAGCUCUUGUCUGAGUAUGGAAAACUGAUGGACAGGCCAGAGAAGGAAGGCGGGCUUAACAAUUAUGGCGAGCCCAUCCUUGCUCUCAUUGGGAAGAGCAAAAAUGGUGAGGAUUAUUGUAAACUUGAGAGCAAAUACUGGAAGUCAAGUUUGAGCUCAGAGGAAGUCAUUAAUAAGUACUUGAAGCCUCAGUUAGAGGUGAAGAAAGUCCCACAAGAAGAGUACAAGCAUCUGGCAGACCUCUUGAAUAAGGCAGAGGACAGGAAGGAGCAAAGUGUAAAGGGGGAGAGGCUUCGUAGGAAGAGAUCUGGAUCCCAAGCAUUGCCAGAACACAAGGAAGAGAGACCAGAUCAUGUGGAGGCUUCCAAGUGGACUCCAGGAAGCAAUAGAAAUCAGCAUCCAUCAAUAGCCUUUGUCUCCCAGCCACCAGAAUCAUAUGAUCAGCAUCACAGGAGACCCAAACAAGGCACCUCAGGCAGUAGGGGCAGAGGCGUCAUGAAUGGAAGAGAAGGAAAAUACCCGUGGAAUAGAGUCGGGCAAGGAGGAGGAGAACUGGGACAACCACAGAACACAAAUAACAGUGAUUUUGCCAGUGGAAGGAGAAGUGUUAGUGCACCAGCCCCCCCCUCCAGUAAGCCUUGGGAAGUGAACAGGGAGUGGCAGAGGGGUCAGAGGCAUGGUGGCAGAGCUGGUAACUGGGGCAACAGAGGGAGAGGAGGCCGAGGAGGCGGUUCAUGGAACAGAGGUGAGGAAUACUCUGCCGGGGAGUCUGCACAAGUUGGUGGAGAUGCAAGAACGUCCUGCUUCAAGACUGCUUCUCACCAGCUGUUAUUGGAUCAGCAGAAGAAGUUUGGCAGAGGAGGUGGAGGAGGAGGAGGUGGAGUGGGUGUGGGAGCAGCAGCGUAUGGCUCGGGAACCCGCUCACUGGGGAUCCGGAAGGGUGUUGGAAAUAGGUUUGUGCCCCCCGUGCGGAAAGAGGAUGAAUAUGGUGGUAGUGGCGAGAUUAUGCGACGGUGCCUUCCUCAAGGGGCCUCUGGAAGGGGUGGAGAAGCCGAGGACAGUCCCUAUGCAGAGUUGCUGACUGACCCAAGACUGGCGAAUAUAGACGGCAAGAUGGUGGAACUGAUCAUGAAUGAGAUAAUGGACAGCGGGCUGGAUGUGACGUGGGAUGACAUAGCUGGCCUCAAGCUUGCCAAGACCACCAUUCAGGAGAUUGUGGUCUGGCCCAUGCUGCGUCCCGACAUCUUCACAGGGCUGAGAGGUCCACCCAAGGGCCUAUUGCUCUUCGGCCCACCAGGAACAGGGAAAACAAUGAUUGGUAAAUGUAUCGCCUCUCAGAGUGGGUCGACAUUCUUCAGCAUCAGUGCCUCUUCCCUCACCUCCAAGUGGGUGGGCGAGGGAGAGAAGAUGGUGCGAGCAAUGUUCGCUGUGGCCAGGUGCCACCAGCCGGCUGUCAUCUUCAUCGAUGAGAUUGACUCCCUUCUCACGCAGCGCUCAGACUCAGACCACGAGAGCUCCAGGCGCAUCAAAACAGAAUUCCUCAUACAACUGGAUGGCGCCACCACCGAGAAUGAGGAGAGGCUGUUGGUUGUCGGGGCAACCAACCGACCCCAAGAACUAGAUGAAGCUGCGCGAAGACGGCUUGUCAAGAAACUCUACAUCCCCUUGCCUGAUGAACAGGCUCGGCAGCAAAUCAUUGAGAAGCUGAUGGUGAAGCAGAGCCACACGCUGGAGCUGGGCGACAUCCAGCGUGUGUGCAGGAUGACGGAAGGCUACUCCGGCGCUGACAUGGCCAACCUCUGCCGGGAAGCUGCUCUUGGGCCCAUCCGCUCCAUCAGCUUCGACGACAUCCAUCAUAUCUCAGUUGAACAGGUUCGGCCGAUAACGGUGGAUGACUUUGUGAAGGCCCUGAGCUGCAUCAAGGCCAGUGUGUCGGACAAGGACCUUCACAUGUACGAGGAGUGGAAUAACAAGUUUGGCAUCUCCUCGCGGUAGUUAGGUGAUCAUUUGUGUGUUGUUAGUUCAUGUUAGUGUUUGUUAGUGUUGUUAUUUCAGUUUAGAUUGUUUUAGUUUUGCUUCAUAAGAUCGAUUCGUUUGGAUUAGAAUUGAGUUAGGUAAUGAGAUGUUGAUUUGUCAUUUGUGUUAGAAGUUGAUGUUAUUUAAGUUCAGACUGUUUUGAAUUUUAGCUUCAGGAUAGAUUGGUUUAUGUUAUGCUGUAUUUGUGUGUAUAAAUUGAGGUUUUUAGUUAGCUUCUUCACGCAGUAGUUAGAUGAUCAGUUGUUGAUGUUAUUAGUUCAUGUUAUAGGUUAUUUGUGUUAGGAUUUCAGUUUGGAUUCUGGUUUUAAAUUUCAACUUCAUGAUGACUGGUUUGUGUUGUUCUGGUGUAUAGAGAGUGAGAUUUUCUGUCAGUUCACAUUCUAACUUAUUGAACAGAAUACAUAUAUUUUAGUUACAAGUACAAUAAUUUCUGUGUUGAUUUAUUUUUUUAUUUAUUUAUUAUGGAAUUGCUCUGGAUUCACUGAUUUUUAUGGUUGAUUUUUUAGAUCUUACAGAUUAUGAAAUCAAAUUGGAAAUUAUAGGAUUCUAAUUAAAUACAAUUAUGUAAAACUGUAAAUAAGUCUCUCCUCCCUUCUAUCUAUCUAUAUCUCCGUCGCCUUGCUCCCUUACAGGAACUUCCCUCCAGGGGGUGGCCACGGCAAAAGUGUCUCCAUCUUUCCCUGUUCUGGCACUCCCUCUCAGCACAUUCAACCUUGCUACUUCCAAAUCUCUCACUUCAAUACUUACUUACCCUUUUGAUCACAGGUGGUCUUCCCAUUCCCCCUUCCUCAAUCUUUCCCACAUACACUCUCUUCACAAAUUCAUUCUCCCCCAUUCUCAUCACAUGUCCAAACCAUCUCAGCGCACCAAUCUUCACCUACUCCAUCACUCCACAAUCCACUCCUUUCGCUGUCACACCCAUACCAAACAGCUCGUACACGCUUUCAUUACUUUCUCCAUCCCAACUUGAAACACCACAUGCAUCAUCAUCAUCAUUUCAUCGACGCCUGCUCCUAGGAGCUCCCACCAGGGGAUGGCCACAGCAGAAGAGCUUCCAACUUUCUCUAUCCAGACACUCCCUCCUUGCCUGCUCAAAGCUUCUCAAAGAUCUUUCCCCCCUCUCCCCAACAUACUCUUGCACCCUAUCCCUCCAUUUCACUGGAGGUCAUCCUCUAGCAUUCCCUCCCUCUAUCUCACUCACUUACACCCUUCUGGUCAUCUUACUCUCCUCCAUUCACUCCAUGUGGCCAAACCACUUUAAGGUCUGUCGCUUCACUUCUUCCACCACUCCACACUUCUUCCCUUCACCCCUGUGAUACAUUCCAAAAUGCUCGUACACACUUUCAUUACUCAUUCCAUCCAUUCUACUCACACCACAAACACUCCUCAAAUAACUCAUUUCCACUACCUGCACUCUAAACCUCUGACUUUCAUUCCAGGCCCACGUUUCACUUGCAUAUGUGAGGGUUGGUACUAUUAUUGUAUUUUUCAAAUCCCUCUUUACCUCCAUGCUCACACUUCUGCCAUUCAUGAUUCGUCCCAAAGACCCUACCACCCUUCUUCCUCGCAAUGCCCUUUCUCUUAUCUCUCCCUCCAUACCACCAUGCUUACACAUAACUGAUCCAAGGUACUUAAACUCAUUGACUUCCUCCAUUUCUUCACCAUUCAAAAUUAUUUUGCAUUCUUUUUCACAUUCAAUUCCCACCCUAAAUGGGCAUGCCAAAUCUACAACCUCACUUCUACUUCGCUCACAAACCAUCACUUGACUUUUGUUGACAUUUACUUUCAGCUUUCUCCUAUUACAGACACUAUCAAAAACACUGACCAAAUUUUGUAGGUCACUUUCAUUUUCUGCAAUGAGCACUUUGUCAUCAGCAAACAGUAUCGAAUUCAGUAUCCACUUCCUUCCCUCAUCGAAUAGUCUUAUUCCAACUUCUCCAACUUUGCCCUUCAUUUCUCUAAUGACACCAUCCAUAUAAAUAUUGAAUAACCAUGAUGACAUGAUGCACCCUUGUCUUAAGCCCACUUUUAUCUCAAAAUGUUCACCUGUUUCUCCAGUAAUUUUGACACAUGCAGAUGCAUCCUCAUAGAAAGACUUUAUUGCACUAAACAGUUUUCCUCCCACACCUUAAAUCUUUAAAACAUCCCACAAUGCAAUCCAAUCGACUCUGUCAUAAGCUUUUUCCAAAUCCAUGAAGGCAGCGUAUAUUUUCUCUCCUUUUGCUAUUAUUUUUUCUACUACCAUCCUGAAGGCAAAUAUCUGAUGCACACAUCCCCUUCCCUUCCUGAAGCCUCCUUGUUCUUCACUGAUUUUCUCUUCUGUAAGUCUUUGCACCCUCUCUAUUAUGACUUUUCCAUAUACCUUUCCAGGUAUACUCAGGAGACUUAUACCUCUAUAGCUCCCACAUUCCCCUCUCCUACCCUUCCCCUUGUAAACUGGGACAAUGAUGGCUUUCGUCCAGUCUGCUGACACCAAUUCCCCCCCUCCCAUGCUACUUCACAUAUCUUGACCAUCCAUUUAACAACUACAUCUCCUCCACACUUCAACAUUUCUGCUGUGAUUCCAUCAAUUCCUGUUGCCUCUCCAUUUUUUAAUCUUUUUAUUGCCUGAUUUACUUCUUCAUAUGUUAUACUUCUUUCUUUAUAAACUCCUCCUCUACCUCUACUCAAAACUGUUGCUGUUACAGCUGCUGGACGUCCAUCCUCAAAAUUCAUUAAGUUUUUGAAAUAUUCUCUCCAUCUCUCUUUCACAGCUUCCCCAUCUUUCAAAAUCUUUCCAUUCUCAUCCAUAACUUCAUUUAUUUUACUUGAGGAGAUAUUUUCUGCAUUUCUGUCGUUUUUUACUUCUUUCCAAUAUGAUUUCCUGUUCCCUUUAUAUUUUUCACUUAGUCUUUUUCCAAAGUCUUCAUCAACUCUCUUCUUACUUUCUUUUAUUGCUUGUUUUAAUUUCAUUUUUCAUUCUCUAUAUUUCUUUUUCCUUUCCCUUUUUACUUGUUCAGACACAUUUCUUUCUUGAGUUUUCUUAAAAAGUUCCCUUUUCUCUUUUACUCUCCUCCUUAUCUCUUCUGUCCACCAUGAAUUUCCUUUUCUUUUUCCAUCUCUCACCACUUUCAUCCCUAACACUUUUUUUGUUGUAGUUACCAUUAUUUCUUUACAUGUUCCAAAACCUUUUUCAAUAUUUGUAUUAUCUUUUACACUUUCCCAUUUUUCACUUAUGGCCUUUGCCAUUUCAUGGUUAUACUCAUCUUUUAUAUCUUUUUCCUGUAACUUUUCUAUCUUCAGUAUUUCCUUUUUUACUUCACCUUUCUUUUCAAACACCCACUUUUCUUUCAUCUUUAACUUUGCCAGCACUGCAAGAUGGUCAGAUCCAUCGAACAUUCCUCUUACUACCUUUACGUCACAAAUUUCUUUACUAAGCCUUUCAUCUACUGCCACAUAAUCAAUCAAUCCUUUUUGCUCAUUAUCUUCUUCCCUCCUCCAUGUGUAUCGGUGGAUAUUCUUGUGCUGAAAGAAGGUGUUUGCUAGGAACAUUCCCCUCUCAGCACAGACAUCCACCAGGCACUCUCCAUUUUCAUUCUUCCCAGGUAUCCCCCAUUUUCCCACCACAUCCAUCACACAUUCAUCACCCACUUUAGCAUUCAUAUCUCCCAUCAUAAUAAGUUUCCUUUCUCAAAACUCUUCAAACAUGCAUUCACUUCCUCCCAAAAAGCUUCCCUUUCUCUCAGUCCUUUUUUACUUUUCACAUUUACUGGUGCAUAAAUACACACUCAUGCAUACUUUACUAAACCUACUUUUCCUUUCACCCACACAAUUCUUGAUCCCUUCCAACCAUAAUCAGUCACACCAUUCCACACUCUUUCAGACAUCACAAUCCUUCCUUACUCCUGCCUCUAUACUUCUCAUCCAUCCCCGUCCAUACAACCCCCACAGGCACACCCUCCCACGUACCCUCUCUACCAUCACUCACACCAGUUCCUCGAAUAUGUGUUUCACUUACUCCCAACACAUCCACUCUACCAUUUACAAAAUUUUCAAUCAUCACUUUCCUCUUUUCCUCACCACCUAAACCAUUCACAUUAAUAGACACCAGUCUCAUACAUUCCUUUCUUUUCUGCUGCCCUCUGGCCAUUGCUCCUGCCUCUAAAAACUCUAUAAAAGUAUCAUUGGUGGCCAGUCCAAUGUGGUGUUAUGGAGACUUGCUCCUUGUCAAGGCUAAAAGGAUUAAAACAAAGCAGCUGAUGGUCACUGCCCCCCUCCCCGUUGGUUCUACCCUGCAGGGUAUACUAACAGUGCGCACCACGUGAAGGUGAGGAUGGGGUAGGCUACCUUCCCAGUCAGAAGGUAGCUGUAUUGCUCCUUUCCCAAUACCCUAAACAAGGGAGCUCUACGCAUAGGCAGCCAAAACGCACCUCGGAUGAACCUCAUUGGUUACGAUACUGCCACUGCGCACCACAUGCACCUCUUAUAUAACUCAUUUCCACUGCACAUAUUCUCGAUUGCUGUGCUGCAUUCCAUGUCCAUGUCUCUGAUGCAUAUGCGAAAGUUGGCAGGAUAAUACUGUUCCUUAUUCCCCUCUUUACCUCCAUGCUCACACUUCUUCCUUUCAUAACUCUCCAAUGCACCCACCACCUGUCUGCCCUUCAUUGCUCUUUCCCUCACCUCACCUUCCAUACUGCCAUGCUUACAUGAAACUGUCCCUAAAUAUUUAAACUCAGUCAUCUCCUUCAUUCUCUCCUCUCCUAACCUUAUCCUACACUUUGUUGUACCCUCUGCUCUAACUCUGUAAGGCUUUGUAAAAUCAGUGACCUGCUCUCUUGUCCUCUCAAAUACCAUGGCCUUACUCUUUCCAGCAUUCACUCGCAGCUUUCUCCUCUUACACACCCUGUCAAACUCAUCCAUUAUCCUCUGCAGCAUCCCCUCAUUCUCUGCCAACAACACUGUAUUAUCUGCAAACAGGCCCACAACCAAUGACUCCUCAGUACCUCUCACUUUCAGCCUUGAACCAAGCUCCCCCACUCUGGCUUUCAUUUCUCUCAUACAACCAUCCAUGUACACAUUAAAAAGCCAUGGUGACAUCACACACCCCUGUCUCACACCCACACCAACACGGAAAGUCUCACUCAACUCGCCAUUCACGCAUACAAAGGCACUCGCAUCCUUAUAGAAGAAUCAGAUUCCCUCCAGCAAACACCCUCCCACACCAUAUAUCCUUAGAACAUCCCACAACCCCUUCCUGUCAACCCUGUCAUAUGCCUUCUCCAGGUCCAUGAAAGCAACAAACAGCUUCCUAUCCUUCUCUAGGUAUUUUUCAACUAACAUUUUGAGUGCAAAUAUUUGGUCUACACAACCCCUCCCUUUCCUAAAGCCCCCUUGUUCAUCUCAGUCAUUUUCUUCAUCUUCUCAUUUAAAACACUUCCACACACUUGUCCUGCCACAUUGAGUUAUACUUAUUCCCCUGUAACUAUUACAAUCACCUCUGCUCCCUUUCCCUUUGUACAGUGGCACAACAAUAGCCUUUCUCCAAUCCUCUGGCACCUCACCCUGUUCCCAUGCUAGGCUACAUAUUCAUAAUAUCCAUUCCACAACUACACCUCCAUACUUCAACAUUUCUGCUGUUAUGCCAUCAGUUCCAGGGGCCUUUCCUACUUUUAACUUCUUCAUUUCAUACUUAGAUCAUCAUUAAAACACUAGGUUAUUUUUUUAUGUUAGACUCAAAAAUCAAUAUAUCAAAGAGAAAAAUCAUUUAACUUUGCCCAAAAAAUUAUUAUUCACUGCCUCAAAUUUGAUAUUCCAUAUUCGUUUGUGAGCAUGCCAUGGUAUUGAAGGCACCCGGUGUUGUGUUAUUUGGUGUCCCAUCGUCAAAAGCUGGCGCUUUUGUUUACAAACACUAGUCUCUCGUGAACUGCGCAAGUUCAGACCAGUAAGCGAAGCCCUGUACAGUCUCACAAAGCUUUUUAACACAUUAAGAGUUGCUGGAAGGCUAAAUCUGACAAACAAUACCACCAUUCUCGCUGUUUUUAGAAUGACACUCUGUACAUAUAAAUACAACUCGUACAGAGUGUCGUUCUAGUAACAGCGUGGAUGGUGGUAGUGGUACUGUAUGUCUGAUUCAGCCUUCCAGCAACUCUUAAUUACGGUUAAAAAGCUUUGUGAGACUGUACAGGUCUACGCUUGCUGGUCUGAGCAUGCGCAGUUCACGAGAGACCAGUGUUUGUAAACAAAAGCGCCAGCUUUUAACGGUGGAGACACCAAAUAACACAACACCGGUUCAGGCAUUUCUAGUAUUACUGUCCAUAGGUAUGUGUCAAUGUGUGGUUUUCAGGUUUUGUAAGUUUUCUAAAAUACAGAUAAUGAAAUUUUGAAGUCAUCUAUGUUUUUUAUUUGAAAUAUCAAUAAUAUCGUUUUCGCCUAUCGGAAUUGUGGAUUUAUAUCGGGUAUCGGUUAUCAGUUAUUGCCUAUAUUUGUGUCUCCAGUUAACGAAUAUCGGUUAUCACCGAUAAGGUUUUCCAUUAUCAGUUAUCGGUUAUCGGGAAUAAGGUUUUCUGUAAUUGUGCCCAGCUAUGGUAGGCAGUGGCUGAAUGGUUAGCGUGCAGGCCCUGCAUUCACCUCAUGCUGAACGAUGCGGGUUUGAAUCCCCACGCUACCGCCUGGGAUUUUUCAGUCACCGCCGAGUGCCUAAGACCACUCAUCAAACCGGACUCUAGAAGAAACCAUCCAAGUGAAUCAGGAAUGAGCUCCGGGGGGCAGCAUGAGCCAAGAAUAAAUGGCGCCACUAUAAAAAAAUUGCCUGAGAGUUAAGUAGGGUUCUCAGAGCAGAUAGGGAUGGAAUGUUACGUAUUACUAAACAUGGCCAGAUCUGAACUUGAAGCUCAGCAUUAUCAAAAUAUAUGUGUGUGUGUGUGUGUGUGUGUGUGUAAUCCACCUCUUGGUCUGCUGUGGGUCUCUCUCGAGACAGCCAGCCGUUCCCCUACAGAAGAGCACAGAGCUCGUAGUACUAAUCUUUGGGUAGGACUGAAACCACUCACACGCAACGCACCGCUACAACGAGGUCACAACUCCUCGCAUGACGUCGCGUACCUACUCACUGCAAGGUGAAAAGGGGCUACGCGUGAAAGAAGAUAAACCCAACUUAUCUUCACCCGGCCGGGGAAUCGAACCUCAGUCCUUCAGGUUGUGAGCCAGAUGAUCUACCUCUGAGCUACCGGGCCGUGUGUGUGUGUGUGUGUGUGUGUGAGAGAGAGAGAGAGAGAGAGAGAGAGAAGCCAUGAGUAGGGGAAGGAGAGGGCAUGGGGCAGGUCACGCGGGCGGAGCUUUUAAGUCGCGUUUUGAGGAGAUUUACCCAAACACAGCAGGAGAACAGCUGUCAUCGGGUGGGAAGUGGCAGAUGUCACCUAUCAGCAAAUUUGAAAAGCAAAGCUAGCUGAGAUGGCCUA
Molecule: messenger RNA, 11378 nt
Organism: Eriocheir sinensis (Chinese mitten crab)
Lineage: Eukaryota; Metazoa; Arthropoda; Malacostraca; Decapoda; Varunidae
Product: fidgetin-like protein 1
Exons: 15
Coding region: 1729-3903 (724 amino acids)
Molecular function (GO): microtubule severing ATPase activity; ATP binding; ATP hydrolysis activity
Source: RefSeq, a predicted model, not a curated record